This is a messenger RNA of Rubroshorea leprosula, 1390 nucleotides long. NCBI's taxonomy places the organism in Eukaryota, Viridiplantae, Streptophyta, Magnoliopsida, Malvales, Dipterocarpaceae. The record is from the annotation of a GenBank genome assembly.
AAAGCCUUGGAAAGUGAGGCGCCAAAAGAAAAGAAAAAGGAAUUUAAGGUCGAACCCAUGGCUUUGACCCAAUUCCUAAAGCCCACAUCUGAAACCCGUAAGCCCUAAUCCAGAACCUAUAACCUAACCUUAAGCCUUGUCAAAUCCGGCCCAAAACAUCACUCCGGUAAACAAAAACCUACGAUCAGCCACCAGGCCCACUCUCAUUCCCUUGGGCCUCGUCUCUCCCUCGACUUAUGAUCCUUUCCCUCUUCUUCUCCGAUUCAGGUUGCUCCCCGCCGCCAUCCACAUCAUCUUCUCGGCAACGGCGGAAUCAAAGGGGAAACACUCAACCGCCGCACAGGUCCUUCACCCGGACUCUCCCUCUGCAAAAAGAAUAUUUCCAGCGCACUUUCGUCCAUCUUGGCCUCCGGUCACCAUUUUUCCCUUCCUCUGGCUGCAGACACCCUCCGCCAGCUGUCAAACACCGUUGCUCCCUCUUUUCCUCUCCGCCGCUUACGGCUGGGGAGGGUCAGAAGUUUCUUGGCUUUCCGAAACGGAGGGAAUCAGUCUCCGCAAUUUGGCCGCGGAAAGAGUGUAUAGUGCCUUGCACAGUUCCUAUUUUUGAAUCUUAUUUCCGGUGGCAACUGACGAUCUUAAACCCCAACCCACGUUGAUGAUCCUCAAUUGCCUAUCUCGCCAAAACCAACCUCCACUUUCACUGGCCCUUACGCUCCUCAGACGCCACCUCUCCACCUCCGCCUCAAAACUCCAUGACCUCUAUUGUUUUAAAGCCCCACCCUCCCUCUCUCCAAACCCCCAAAGGCCUAACCCCUAUGCAAAGACUCCCAAGAAAAAGCAAAAACCCCAGUAUCGAUCUCCGUCGUCCCUCGAUAAGGUUAAGACUGUAGACUCCGACUUGCCAUUUGAUUUUCGGUUCAGUUACACGGAGAGUAGCCUGACGGUGAGGCCAAUCGGGUUGCGGGAGCCCAGGUAUUCUCCGUUUGGUCCAGGUCGGCUGGACCGGGAAUGGACUGGUGUUUGUGCCCCAGUCGUAGCCUCCACCAGCUGUCACACACCGGGGCUCCCUCUUUUCCGCUCCACCGCUCACAGCAGGGGAGGGUCAGAAGCUUAUUGGCUGUCUGAAACAGAGGGAAUCAACCUCCGCAAUAAGGCCGCGGAAAGGUUUCUCGUUGAUUUCUUUCUUUGAGUGGUCUUUCACUGAGCCAUGGAAGUGGGACAAUGAAAAUAUAUAUUAGUAAAAAUAACAUGGAUGACACUGAAAAAUGCUUCUUCUUCUUCUUCUUCUUUUUUUCCUUCUUUAAUUUUGUGGCUUAAGUCCGUGCAAUUAGAAUUUUUUUGAUUUAUUACAGUAACUUGAAUGUUUAAAAAAUAAAGUUUAGGGACAAAA